Messenger RNA from Triticum dicoccoides, 779 nucleotides. RefSeq names its product ubiquitin-like protein ATG12. Gene Ontology annotation, biological process: autophagy of mitochondrion; autophagosome assembly; autophagosome maturation. The record is from RefSeq and is a predicted model, not a curated record. Bases 190 to 468 code for a protein of 92 amino acids. The transcript is spliced from 5 exons. Gene Ontology annotation, cellular component: Atg12-Atg5-Atg16 complex; autophagosome membrane; cytoplasm. NCBI's taxonomy places the organism in Eukaryota, Viridiplantae, Streptophyta, Magnoliopsida, Poales, Poaceae. Gene Ontology annotation, molecular function: Atg8-family ligase activity.
GCCCUUCGGCCCGGUUUGAUACCUUCUCCUGGCACUGGGUUUGCUUACGGACAGGUCUGCUGCUAAUAAUCCCCAUCGGAGUAGGGGAACUCCCGGAGAAGGUAGGGGUUGUUCAUCAGUUCAUCGCGUCGCCGAGCAGGACCGCCUGAAUCCCCCUCCUCGUCUUCCUCGGCCUUCCCAGCUGCUCCGAUGGCGGCCUCCGAGGCUGAGCAGAAAGUCGUGGUGCACGUCCGCUCGGCCGGCAACGCGCCGAUACUGAAGCAAGACAAGUUCAAGAUUUCAGGACGAGAUAAAUUCUUGAGGGUUAUUGAAUUUCUUCGUCGACAACUUCAUCAGGAUACACUGUUUGUCUAUGUCAACAGUUCGUUUUCUCCAAGCCCAGACGAGCUGAUAAUUGACUUGUAUAAUAAUUUUGCAAUAGACGGGAAGCUUGUGGUAAACUAUGCUUUAUCGGCAGCGUGGGGUUAAAAGAUUGGAUUUGCGGGAAGAAUCGAAUGGAUCGAAAACGCCGUUUGAAAUUUGACCGUUUUACUGUGUAUAGCUGGAGUUGUAGUUGGUCAGUCAAAGAGGCACUAGCUCUCACAUAUGUUGAUGAUGAAAGUAAAGGUUCUUGCGAGACUGCCUUUUCUGGCAUUGAACUGUCCAAGUGUUCUCUCUCUCUACAGUAUGUUUAUUGGUUCUUGAUUCAUGUCGUGUGUGUGAUUGGGCCUAGAGAAACGGGAUGGAUUUUUACCUAGGAGCAAAUUUGGGUUUUUUAAUCGUAGAUUGGAUUUGGUUCA